CUUAAAUUCAAAAUCAAAAGGCGACGUUUGAGAUUCUGCUGAAUUCAGAGUUGAAACUUCAUUUCCAAUCAUCUUCACCAUGGCCAUCCCAGAGGCGAAAGCCAUGGAGGAGAACGACGCAGAGGAAGCGAAGCGAUUGAUGCUGAAAAUCGCCGCGAUUCUGGACGAGGCUCGAAGUUCCUACGCCACGCACAACCGAAAGCUCAAGGAGCUCUCACUCCUCCGAUCCAAAUCCCCUUCCCCUUCCCUCUUCUUCUCCGCCUUCUCCAAAAUCCUGACUCCUCUCUUCGAUUUCCAAAGGCGCCUCGCCUCCGCCGACCGCGUCGUCUCCUUCGUCUCCACCUUCGCCGCCGUCACCGCCGCCGACGAAUUCCUCGACCACUUCCUCAAGUUCCUCCUCGUAGCCGCCGCCGCAUCCAACAAAACCGCCAGGUACCGCGCCUGCCAGAUCGUCUCCGAGAUAAUAUUGCGGCUUCCAGAUGACGCUGAAGUGAGCAGUGACCUAUGGGAUGAGGUGAUAGAGUGGAUGAUGGUGAGGGUGCGAGACAAGAUUCCUGUGGUGCGUACUUUUGCGGUUAGAGCGCUUUCGCGUUUUGUGAACGACUCUGUGAAUAGUGACAUCCUUGAUUUGUUCCUCGAGAUGCUUCCUCUGGAACAGAAUGCGGAUGUUCGUAAGAUGAUUGUGUUAUCUUUGCCUCCUUCUAGUGCAACUUCUCAAGUUAUCAUUGAUUGUACCUUGGAUGUGAGUGAAUCUGUACGCAAAGCAGCUUACUGUGUUCUAGCUAAUAAAUUUCCUCUUCAAAGCUUAAGCAUUAAACUUAGGACAGUAAUUCUUCGCAGAGGACUUGCUGAUCGAUCUGUUGCUGUCUCUAAGGAAUGUUUUAAACUAUUGAAAGAUGAGUGGCUUAUUAAGUGUUGUAAUGGUGAUCCUUUAGAACUUCUGAAGUAUCUUGAUGUUGAAACCUAUGAAUCAGUGAGCGAGUCUGUCAUGGAGGCACUUCUUAAAGCUGGUUUAGUAAAGCUGCAGAAUGGUGCAAGUAUCCAGCAGUACAUAUUAUCAAAUGGUGACAGGACAGAAGGGGACUUGGUUCAUUGCCCACCAAGAAUUCAGCUAAUGGAAGCAGAGGUUUCUCUUUAUUGGAGGACUGUUUGCAAGCAUUUACAGUCAGAAGCACAUGCCAAAGGCUCUGAUGCUGCGGCCACAAUGGGCACUGAAGCUGAAGUAUAUGCAGCAGAAGCAUCAGAUAAAAAUGACCUUCUAGAAAAAAUUCUUCCUGCAACAGUUGGUGAAUAUAUAGAAUUGGUCAGAGCUCAUACUAAUGCCGGAGCAAAUCAUCGGUUUGCAUCACGGCAGCUGCUUUUGCUUGGUGCUAUGUUUGACUUUUCUGAUGUUUCAAAUAGAAAGGCCGCUGGUGCAUUUCUGCAUGAGCUUAUGUGCAAGCCUCCUGAGCACGAGGAUGAUAAUGAGGGAAAUAUAGUUGUUCUUGGAGAUGGAUUAAGUUUUGGUGGAGACAAUGAAUGGGCUGAAGCCGUAGCAAGUUUAGCAAGGAAAGUUCAUGCCACUGCUGGUGAAUUUGAAGAAGUUGUUCUUGCAAUCAUAGAAGAGCUCGCCCAACCUUGCAGGGAGAGAACAGCAAAUUAUGUGCAGUGGAUGCACAGUCUCUCUCUUACUGGUCUUUUUCUCAAAAAUACGAAAUCGCUGCGCUUUCUUCAGGGCAAGGCUAUUGAACCUGAUGAGCUACUCCAAUCUUUAUUACUUCCUGGGGCGAAACAAUCUCACUUGGAUGUGCAGAGGAUUGCUGUCAGAUGCCUUGGCCUUUUUGGACUUUUGGAAAGAAAACCAAGUGCCGAACUUUUGAAACAACUGAGAAUUUCAUAUAUGAAGGGGCCGCAUUCAAUCAGUAUAGAGUCUUGUAAAGCUUUAAUUGAUCUUGUGAUGUGGCAUGGACCUCAAGAAAUUGACAAGGCGUUAAAGCUCAAUAUUCCAUGCCAAAUGAACAACGAAAAGACGACUUUUUCACCUGUGAACUUUUCUGAUUCAGAAGGGGAUUUAGAUAUUGAGACGCUUGAUAUCUUAUUUAGCGGUUUUGAAAAUGAUGAUAUGGCGAGUCCUUUACCUAGCAACGAAGAUGAGUGCGUUCAUGCUAUACUUGGGGAGGGCUUUGCUAAAAUUCUUCUUUUAAGUGACAACUACCCAAGCAUACCGGUUUCUUUGCAUCAUGUUCUUUUAUCAAAACUCAUUUACUUGUAUUUUAGUGAUGUGUCGGAACAUCUACACAGGUUGAAGCAAUGCUUAUCUGUUUUCUUUGAGCUUUACCCAUGUCUCUCAGCCAAUCAUAAGAGGAGCUUAACGAAGAGUUUCAUUCCAGUAAUGCGUUCAAUGUGGCCCGGAAUUUUUGGCAAUUCUGCGGGUUCUCCUUUUAUGGUGUCUCAGAUGCGUAAGCGUGCUGUUCAAGCUUCCCGUUUUAUGCUGCAGAUGGUGCAGAUUCCCUUGUACACUAAAGAGACUCAACCAGAUUGUGAAGAUAGUAGCACGGAACAUCCACAAGUCAUAGACAGUUCUGCUGAAGUUCCAUUUGAAUGUUGUGAAGAGGGGCUUGCACUACGCAUAGCCGCAGAGGUGGCAAGCUUUCAAUCUAAGAAGACAGCUGCUGAGAAGGCAUAUGUGUCGGCUUUAUGCAGAGUGCUUGUUUUGCUUCAGUUUCGGAAAUCAGAACAAGGGCCAAUAAAAUUUAUGAGGAGGCUUUUACAUCGUGUGAUUGAAUGUGUGUCCACAGAGAAGGAUCUUGUUAAAGAAUUGAAACGCAUGGCUGAUCGUCUCAUGACAAUAGAUGGGCAGCCAGAUCAGGAAUUGUUGCAAGAAGAAGUAAAUCUUAUUUUGGGGAAAUUGGAACUUGAAUGCGACCUUGAUUUGGAUGCUUCUGUUUCAAUGCCACAAACACCAGUUGCACCCCCAGCCAAGCCCGCACGUUCUAGGAGAAGGGUAAGGAUUGAGGAAGAUAGUUCUGAUGAAGGUUCACCUUCUGUGGUUCCUGCUACUCAUAAUACUGUAAAAAGUCGCACACAGAGAGCAAGCAAAACGGCAGCAAUGACCAAGAUGUCCUCUGCCUGUCGAACGCUCAAAAUUAAUGAAAUGGAAGACCUAGAAGAAGAUUCUGAUGUGACAUCUGAAGAUUCUGAUGCAUCCGAUUAGUACGAUCUAGUACGUACUUAACAUGGUGCAUCUAAUGUUCUUUACUUCGUCAACAUCAUGUUGUAUUGUUUGUAAACAUAGAUUGCAGAUUCUGUACAAAAGAGCGCAUCAGUAGUUCAGCUUGAAUUUGAUCGUAAGUCAGUGUAUAUCUGUAAUAGUAUCGCAAGGAAUUGGAGUGAAUGAAUUUUUUUGUGUUUAGCAAUUACUAGCGAUUCCGUUGUUGUUGUUAUUUUAUUUUAUUUUAUUUUUUAAAUCUUGGAGCGCCUUUAUCGAGAGUUAUUGUUGUAUGAUAUCAUGUGUUGGUAGUAGUUUCAAUCUAUUGCUUAAGCAAUUCU
Molecule: messenger RNA, 3528 nt
Organism: Cajanus cajan (pigeon pea)
Lineage: Eukaryota; Viridiplantae; Streptophyta; Magnoliopsida; Fabales; Fabaceae
Product: ARM repeat superfamily protein
Biological process (GO): mitotic chromosome condensation
Cellular component (GO): condensed chromosome; condensin complex
Source: RefSeq, a predicted model, not a curated record